UGGUAAUUUAAUUUCGAUCCGAGAUCAACUAUAUAAACCCCGAACUGCGAAAUAUUCCAUUAAAAAAGUUUGAUAUUACAUUGGUGCGUUAUUGCAAAAACAAGUGCUUAUUUUUAUCCGAAAUCAAAAUGAAGGCCGCCCUUGCGGUAGUUUUCGUGGUGUUGGCCGUACAAUUGGCCGUAGCGAAACCCUUAGACGGUACUGAUGAUGGCAAGAGCAAACAAAAACGUUCCCUCUACACUGACAGAAGCUUCGACUUGACUGGAAUGGAAAGGAUCAACAAACGAUCUGUUGACGAUAUGGACAAUGCCGAAAGCGGUGUCUAUUUCUUGCCAUCAUUCGCAAGGAGAUCCAGAAGAUCAGUAGAUGAUGAUAUGGACAAGGCUGAAAGUGGUGUCUAUUUCUUACCAUCGUUUGCAAGAAGGUCCAGAAGAUCGGUGGAUGAUAAUGAUAUGGAAAAGGCUGAAAGUGGCGUUUAUUUCUUGCCAUCGUUUGCCAGAAGACAGAGAAGAUCAGCUGACGAUAUGGAAAAUGCUGAAAGUGGUGUGUAUUUCUUACCAUCAUUCGCCAGAAGGAAUUAGGAUGAGGAAAUAUGAAACAUUGGACAUUAUCAUGAUUACAACGACGACCCUUAUUGAGCUCCACUGGACCUUCUAUUUAGUUAAGUAAAAAUCAUACAGGCAUAAAGUAAAAAAUAUGAUAUAUUAUUUUAUUUUAGUUGAAAUAAACUUUUAUUGCAUCGAAUGUGUAAAUUUUAUUUUAUUUUUGUAAAUUAUUUGUUACAAAUUAGUGUUUAUAAUAUAUUUUUCUUCAGAAAGUUAGACAAUAAAUAAAAGUGUAGGUAUAGAUAUUUCUGGGUUUUAUUUGCAGUUUUUUGGAUGUGUAAGCAGAGGUCAGCAGUAUGAAAAGAGUGAUUGAGA
Messenger RNA from Ceutorhynchus assimilis (cabbage seed weevil), 920 nucleotides. Lineage: Eukaryota; Metazoa; Arthropoda; Insecta; Coleoptera; Curculionidae. The record is from the annotation of a GenBank genome assembly.